Molecule: messenger RNA, 984 nt
Organism: Syzygium oleosum
Lineage: Eukaryota; Viridiplantae; Streptophyta; Magnoliopsida; Myrtales; Myrtaceae
Product: inorganic pyrophosphatase TTM1-like
Exons: 8
Coding region: 1-969 (322 amino acids)
Molecular function (GO): kinase activity; ATP binding
Source: RefSeq, a predicted model, not a curated record
AUGGACGGCAACAAUAUUCCCCUCCCCCUUCUCGCAUUGUUCUCGCCUCUCGCCGGUGGUUUCCGCCCCCUCGGAGCUCGGAAUCAGUGGUUUUCCGGUUCGUUAUCUCGAGUUUCUUCCAGCGGUUCGCCUGAAUUCGGCGAGGUGCGAUCGAGAUUCGCCAUGGCUAGCUCCGGCGAUGGAGAGAACGGCGAGAACCGCCGGACGCGACCGGACCGCGACGAGCCCGGCGAUCCGUCGUCGAUCGACGCGUCCUCGGUGGAGUGCGGGCCGAGCUCGAGGGAUCUGACAAAUGGAAAAGAUACUUUGGUACCUGUGUUCGAUUUUCAGCACAAAAGAUGUGUCGGUUCAAAGACAAUUAAGAGUGCUUCCUCUGGUGUGGUGAUUGUCGAUGGUACUUAUGCUCUACAUGCGAGGUUGCGGUCUUUGCUAGAUAUUCGGGUUGCUGUUGUUGGUGGUGUCCAUUUUAGCCUCCUUUCAAAGGUCCAAUAUGAUAUUGGAGACUCUUGUUCACUGGAUUCUCUCAUUGACAGCAUCUUUCCAUUGUUUAGGAGACAAAUUGAGCCAGAUUUACACCAUGCACAGAUUAGAAUCAACAAUAGCUUUGUUUCAUCAUUCAGGGAAGCAAUCUACAAGAUAAAAUGCAGAAGCGAUUCUCCAGAUUCCUUUCCUGCCCAGGUUCUCCAAGGAAAUGAAGCUCAAACAGAUAACUUUAUUGAGAUGUACCUUAGACCUCCAUCAGCCGGUGAAGAAGCACGAAUAAACGAUUGGAUUAAGGUGCGUCAAUCUAGUAUUAGGUACUAUCUUUCCCUGGGUGAUCAAAGGAUUGUGGACAAGCAUUUCAUUAUCCGACCCAAAGCAGAGUUUGAGGUUGGACGGAUGACACUAGGUGGAUUGCUGGCUCUGGGUUACACAGUUGUGGUCAGUUCCAAUUUGUGGCAAAUUAACGACGAAUACGAUUCGUGGUAAAUUAACCAUGAAUUU